This is a messenger RNA of Xiphophorus couchianus (Monterrey platyfish), 3199 nucleotides long. RefSeq names its product solute carrier family 22 member 4-like. The record is from RefSeq and is a predicted model, not a curated record. Gene Ontology annotation, molecular function: transmembrane transporter activity. Gene Ontology annotation, cellular component: membrane. Bases 861 to 2579 code for a protein of 572 amino acids. NCBI's taxonomy places the organism in Eukaryota, Metazoa, Chordata, Actinopteri, Cyprinodontiformes, Poeciliidae. Gene Ontology annotation, biological process: transmembrane transport. The transcript has 10 exons.
CUGUUUAAACCAAAUGAAGUUCAGGGGCUUCAUCUGUGCUGGCUGAGCAGGCAAUGUGGUUUCUUUUUUAUUAUAAACUUGGCAAUGUUGCUAAAUUUAUUAGAGGGGAAGAGGAAUAAGCCUUUUUAUUUUUAAGCUAUGACGCGUCAUCGGAAUGCCACAAAAGUGAAACUGGACUUUGAUGCUGAUCAUUAAAUUCCAAACAAAAAUACCAAAAAGUGUAAUAAUUUAGGUUUAUACUGUAUGAAAACUCAGAAGAGUCGACACUUUGAGUGAAUCUAAUUGUGCGCAUUUACACUGGAGUGUUGGUGUAAGUUUAAUCGAUGUUAUUGACAAACUUAAUGGGAUUUUCUGACUUUUAGAAGCAAUUCCCACUGGACAGCAAUUGGACAUAGAUGGGGGAUAUUCUGCUUUCCCUUCCUGAAAUUCAUUUUUGGAUAUCUCUGAAUCCUCCAUCUACAAUUGUCAGAAAUGCAAACGUUACUUAGAAAUUUUGUUUGAAUUUGGUGUUUGGGACAGAAUGUACAUUUCUACCUUGAAAAGCACCUGCAACACAACAUAAUAUACACAAUAUAACAUGGUAGAUUUUUUUUCUACUUAAAUGUUAAUGAGCAAAAAACUAAAGUAAAUGACUGAACAAAUAACACACAUUUUCUCUCCUCAAGUCUGUGAGAGAUCUAUAUUUGUGAGGUCAGUUAAUUAUUGCAGGAUUUACAGCCUACAGAUUUACAGCCUACAAACAGGUUUUUUCAGAAUGAUAAAAAAACAAACCCUCCUGAAACCUAAGAGGGCGGGAUGAGGGUCCAGAAUUGAAACCCAGCAGCUUCAGUUCAUUCAUUCCGCUGUUUCCCGUCUCUAACAUGCCACCGGAUUCUUCCGCCGCCAACAAAGUCACUGAUUACGAGGCGGCGACCUCCUUCCUGGGAGAAUGGGGAGCUUUCCAGCGGCGGGUCUUUUUCCUCCUCAGCCUGAGCGUCGUCCCUAAUGGACUCACCGCCUUCUCCAUCGUGUUUCUGGCCGACACGCCGGAUCACCGCUGCGCGCUGCCCGCGCACCUGAACCUCAGCGCGGCGUGGAGGAACAGCAGCAUCCCGCUGGAGGAGGAUGCGAUCCGGGACGGCGCUUUGGUGCCCAGCAAGUGCUCCAGAUACAAAGUGGAGAAUUUGUUGAAAUACUCGGAGAGAGGUUUGCUACCAUUAGACGUUAAUCUGUCUAAUGUGCCCAAAGAAAGCUGCCUGGACGGAUGGGAGUUUGACCACAGCGUGUACACAUCUACUAUUGUCUCUGAGUGGAACCUAGUGUGUGAUGAAAGUUGGAAGAGCCCACUGACGUCUUCCAUCUUCUUCUGUGGUGUUUUCACUGGCUCUUUAAUUUCUGGACAGCUCUCUGACAGGUUUGGGAGGAAAAUCGUGAUGUUUGCCACCAUAGCCCUGCAGGCGGUUUCCAGAUUCAUUCAAGUGUUCUCUCCAAGCUGGAUGGUUUUCUGUGCUUUGUAUUUUAUCAUGGGGAUGGGCCAAGUUUCAAAUUAUAUUGUUGCAUUUGUUUUAGGAAUGGAGGUUCUGGGCCCUCGUACCCGGACAGUUUUCUCCACGGCUGCGGUCAGUCUGUUCUUUGGUGUGGGCUACAUGCUUCUGCCGCUGUUUGCGUUCUUCAUCACUGACUGGCGGAUGCUGCUGCUGGCCCUGAUGCUACCCAGCGGCCUGUGUCUGCCUCUCUGGUGGUUCAUUCCAGAGUCUCCUCGAUGGUUGCUCUCUCAAGGAAGAACAGAAGAAGCCGAGGCCAUACUGAGAAAUGCAGCUGAAAUGAACAACAUUGAGCCUCCAACAGUCAUCUUUAGCUCUUUACAGAACAGAGUGAAGACUGAGGAGAGGAGGCCCUGCAACAUCUGUGACCUGCUCCGUUCUCCAAACAUCCGCUGGAUCUCGAUCACGCUGUGGGUGAUCUGGAACACCAUCACCAUCGCCUACUUUGCCCUUUCCCUGAACACGGCGAACCUCAACGGAAACGCCUACUUCAACUGCUUCCUGUCCGCCCUGAUGGAGAUGCCAGCCUACAUUCUGUCCUGGGUUAUGUUUCGCUGGUGCUCCAGACGAAUGAGUGUUUUCUCAUCACUCUCCUCAGGAGGGUUGUUUCUACUCAUCAUACAGCUCGUACCAGCACACUUAGCUGCUCUGUCCAUAACGUUUGAGAUGUUGGGGAAGUUUGCGGUGUCCACUGCCUUUGCCGUUGUGUACGCCUACACAGCAGAGCUGUACCCCACUGUGCUGAGGAACACGGCUGUCGGCGCCUGCUCCAUGGCCUCCAGGAUAGGCAGCAUUAUUGCUCCAUUUUUCAUCUAUUUACGAACCUAUUCGGUCUCCCUGCCUUACAUCCUAAUGGGAAGCCUGACCGCUGUGGCGGGGUUGCUGAGCCUCCUGCUGCCUGAGAGCUUUGGAAUGCCGCUGCCGGACACAAUCAGUCACAUGCAGCAGUUUCCUGGAUGUUGUCAAAAGACACCAAACACUAAAGAUGAGGAAAAAGCUGCAGAAGAAAAGUCUCUGGUCAGAAGGAGCAGCCCUCAAAUCAAUCAGCAGCCAUGAAGUCCAGGAGUGCAGAAAUGAAAAAUUCCAUCUGAUGUGGGAAACCAAACAGAAAAACAUUUUAAAUGAUUCUUUGUCCAACAUUUCCAUGAACACCAUUAACAUACCGUACCAAUACCUGCACCGUUCUACUGUGCAUCACUGUUACCAUUAAUACAACUUCAGCCACAGUCGAUAGUGCUGAUAAACUGAAAAUGAUGUAGCAGAAUAAAAAGUUUAUAAAGUAAAGUUACUCAAAUACAGGUUAGUCUUUACCUUAAAUUUUGGUUUUACAUCCAACACUGUGAAAUUGUCAGAUUGUCAUCAUCUUGGUCUUAAGUCCUUGUGAAAAAAUGUGAAAAUGUGAGAAUUUGAUGAGUCAAACAAUGAUGACUAGGUGACUGGGUCGGCGCGUUGUUGUGGGGCGUCAGAAACGGUCCAAAGAAGAAACAUUGAAUUGACCAGGGAGACUGAAGGCGAUCCAAUAUUCAAGCUGCUGGAUUUAUGUUGAGCACUAAAAUUACUCCAAUAAAAUUUGCAUUACUCAUUUUAAAACCUUUGAGUCUGCUGUUCACCAGGUUUUAAAGGCAGAGGAUUAUUUUAAGACCGAAAGGCUUUAAUCUACGUUACCGCCAGAGGGC